GACAUAGAUGUUUUUUUGCAUUACUUUGAUUAAAAAUGGGGGAUAAAAACGAAACUGUGUUAUAUUCACAAUUACAACCAUGGAGCACUGUAGCGGCAACACCGUGCAUGGAACAAGUAGCAGGGCCCCCCAUACCUACCAGAAUUGGCACUUAUUACCAAACUCCUAGACCACAUCCAUGGCGACCAACUUUAGGCUACGAAAACAUCGAAGUUACACCGCUUCCAAAACAGCCUGUAACAAACGCCAUGAUCGAUCCUUGUUACACUCCGUACGGCAUGGCAACAGAGCCUCUGAGGUACCCGAAUCUAGUGACCGGGUUCGAGAGAAACCCCGCCCAUGCUGCCCGUGCUGCCCUCUAUACGCGGUACACGCCAAUUGAGUGGACACAGGGCAAUCUGAGGCACUAUAAUGAAGCAGAUACGAAUAGAAAUUACUCUGAAAGGUUGCGCGGCGAUUUUAUUAGAGUUAUGAGGGAAACUGAUGAGAAAACGAACCAGGGUCAGAGGGAGUCGGGUAGAAAGUUGGGAGAACGCAUUACAGACACGACAUUUUGGAGGAACGAGGUGAGAAAUGAGUUGGAGAGAAUUUUGGCCGAGUCGACUUUGUUAUCUGACAUGCGCAGAAACAUUCACAAGGCCAUAGACGAUAUAGAGGCGCCACUACAUAUCGCACAAGAGUGCUUGUAUCACAGGGAAAAUAGAGGGGGCAUCGAUUUGGUUCACGACCAGGCCGAGGUGGCGCUGCUAAAAGAAAUCGAAAUCUACAGGAACGCGCAAGAAAAACUGCGCUGCCUGUUCGUAAAAAUCCAGGACCAACUGCGUAACAACAGGGCGGCGCAAUUCGAGUUAGAAACGGACGUCAAAAGCAAAGAAGCGGCUCUCGGCAUAGACAACAUGUGCCACCAACUGAACAACUACUCCAAAGGCAUCAACUACUACGGCGGCAUCGAAAAAUACGACCCGGCGGUGAGCAACACGACGACGUGGGCAGAGAACAGCAACCGCAUAGUGCAGAGGUCGCAAUCGGAGCGCGGAAAGUCCUCCCAGAUGAGAUCGGACAUCGAAAAUUUGGUGAACGAAGUUUCCACGGGCAUCUGGGACGCGUGGAGCAACACGAACAACGCUCUAGCCAGAAGAGCCGGCGAGACUCUGGAAGCCAAGAGCAAGCUGCAGAUGCACCUGCACAAGAUACAGCAGGAAAUUUUCGACGUCGAGAAGAACAUCGAGCUGCUGAAGAAGGGCAUCAUGGACAAGAGUAACCCGAUGAAGGUCGCGCACACCCGCUUGGAGGCUAGGGUUCAUAGGAAGGAUGUGGAGCUGUGCAGGGAUACUGCGCAAGACAGGUUGGUGCAAGAAGUAGUGGACUUGCAAGAUUGCAUAGAGAACUUGCAUAGAAAAUUGCAGGAGGCAGAGGCCCAGCACCAGCAAUUAUUGAAGACCAGGGCAAAUUUGGAGUCUGAUUUGCACAAUAAAGUCAACACUAUCUUUAUUGACAGAGAAAAAUGCAUGGGAAUGAGACGAUCGUUCCCCAUAACAACCACAAUCAAGUAUUAAAAAUUAAAAAUAAUGACAAUAAUAA
Messenger RNA from Brassicogethes aeneus, 1581 nucleotides. The record is from the annotation of a GenBank genome assembly. Lineage: Eukaryota; Metazoa; Arthropoda; Insecta; Coleoptera; Nitidulidae.